AUUGCUGACAUGGCCGCGAAGGCAGAAGUUUAACUAUGGUUUAACAACAUCUAAACGUAUUUCUAUAAAUAUUCGCAUAAGUUUCCCUGUUUUUAUGUGAUGUGGUGGUUGCCAUGGACCUACCAAGGAAACCUUUUUGGAAGAAACCGACAAAAUCGCCUGGCAGUAUCAAGCCAGUGUAUGGUGCCCAGCACCCACCAAUGAGUGAUCCAUCUAGUGCGGUGAUUUCUUCUUCAUCUUCGCCAAAGAAAGACAAGACACGCAUGCGGCGAAACUCGUUUUCAGAGUUUGCAAACAAGACGGAAGAUGCCUGGGAUGCGGGUGACGAUGACAUCUGUGUUCUAUCCGAUCCUGACAUCUACCAGCCUGACAUUUACAGCCUGACAUUACAGCCUGACAUUACUGCGCCUGACAUAUACAGGGUUCUGACAAUUACUGACAGCCUGACAUACAGUUUCGACGAUUACAGCCUUGACACACAGUCUGACAUUACUGAAGACCUGAGCAUUACCAGCCUGACAUUACAGCCUGACAUUACUCCUGACAUUACCAGUGCAAAUCUCUUCAAAGGCUUGCCGAGAGUGCCACACGGCUCUGACCGUGAUCUGAAACAACCAUCGAACCUCCUCGGCUGCCGACCAUCCAGUCCCACAUUGCUAGGCGGGCCGGGGAUCGGUGUGCGGCAGACGCCGGCGCCAUUCCGACACAUCCCCGCGUACAAGCGUCUGCUAGACAAGGACCUCGACAGAGAGGUCGCAAAGCUAGAGAAGUUCAAGAGCCUGCUGGAGGCUCCUAGUGCGGCUCGCGCCUUUAGUGGAACCUGGUAUCUUUCCUCCUGUAUUAACCCUGUUUAUAAAUUUCCUACGUUGAUGCUGCAGGGCUAUUUACCAGCGAACGUCGACAGAAGGAAAGGGACGCUAGAGCGUAAGAGGGCGGAGUAUUUUGGUUUCAUUCAGCAAUACUAUGACACGCGACACAGUGAUAUCCAUCAGGACACGUAUCGACAGAUUCACAUUGACAUCCCUCGAAUGAAUCCUCUCAUCUCACUCUUCCAGCAGGAGGUCGUGCAAGAGAUAUUUGAGCGCAUCCUGUACAUCUGGGCGAUCCGACAUCCAGCGAGUGGCUACGUUCAAGGAAUCAAUGACCUUGUAACGCCCUUCUUCGUCGUGUUCCUCUCCGAAGUCGUCGAUGAGAACGUGAAUGUUGAGAACUUUGACGUGACGCAGCUGCCUGAGGAGACCGUGCGUAACAUAGAGGGAGACAGCUACUGGUGCACGUCGAAGCUGCUCGACGGCAUACAGGACAACUACACGUUCGCACAGCCCGGCAUCCAGCUGAAAGUCAACGCUCUCAGCAAGCUAGUCAAACGCAUCAAUGCCCCGCUACACAAACACCUGGAUAAGAACUCUGUAGAAUAUCUGCAAUUUGCAUUUCGCUGGAUGAACAAUUUGCUCAUGCGAGAAAUUCCGCUACGAUGUACGAUACGGCUGUGGGACACAUAUCAGUCGGAGCCUGAAGGGUUUGCCAUGUUUCACCUUUAUGUCUGUGCAGCUCUACUGCUGGAAUUCUCUAGAGACAUUCAAAAAGAAAAGGAUUUUCAGGGCAUCAUGCUGCUGCUGCAGAACCUGCCAACGGCACACUGGGGCAAUGAGGAGGUGAGCCAGCUACUGGCGCAGGCCUACCAACUCAAGUACAUGUUUGCCGAUGCCCCGAAUCACCUGCACCCGAAGGCAGGCAAGAAGUAGUGUCGAUGACGAGGACUGAUUCUCGCUGAGAUAGCGCGCGCGUGUCACGCAUCCCGCACGCGCACAUGGGGGAGAGAGAGAGGCCUGUGUAAAUAUUUUUCUGGGGGGGUGAUUGUGAGCGAAGGAUCGUGGCGCGGAGGGUCACGCCAUGUCUCCGCGCGUUCGCUCGCCGUGUUCGAUGAUUCGUUUUGAGACGUUGUCGAGUUCGCGGCCCGAUGGCGGUCGUCUGCGAGCGACGCAUGUACACAGGAUUGUUAGCAGAGCGUGCUGCAAUCCUACAGAACAAUCGUGGUUGUUUCGUCCCUCUGCUGGACGCUGCUGAGCGAUGAGUCGGUGGGAGGGGGAGAAGGCUGUUCCCCUCUUUCCUGGGGAGGAGGGCAUGCAUGCUGGUACGAUGGCCUAAUACACAUUGCUUUGGAAGCAGACUAAUCGUGAGGUGACGGAAGCGUGGCGGACGGAUUUGUAACGAUGACGACCAAGAUGAUGUGAUAAAUCGGAUUUGUGUCCGACGAAAAUCUCGCACAUGUUGUUAAUUGUAUAUAUAUUUUGUUAGGUUUUCAGCAGGCAUGUGACGCUGGCGUGCAAUAGGACGCAAACUGGCUAGGUCACUGUGACAGAGCCAUCUGUAGCAGGACUGUCAGCCAUUUUGAAAAGAUUUCCCUCCUUAUUGCAAAUGAUCUAUGACAAGAUUUCCCCCCAUAUUGGAGACGAUCUCUUAUAUAAGCGGAAACAUAACCGUGCCUUAAAAUGCUGUCUCAUCUUAACUAUCGACUUAUCGCUCGUUACAAGGACCCCCUAAACGUCAAAUCAAGCGCUAAAUUCGAUCUUCCUCUGCUGAUGAAUUUGCGAGUUAUGGUACACUGUUUGUUAUCUAGACUAUACAGUCGCCUAGCUAAACAAGCAAAAAUCCAUUUCAACUAUGGAUGGGAAACAGGUACGAUGGUACAUACUGGAUUUGAUAGGAUACGAUUAAAUGUAGAAGACCUACUUCGUUGAAUGAAAGCUUUACUUAUGUCUCGUUCAUGGCUAACAUGACAAAUAUCAAAAUUACAAACCGUUGUUUAGGCCAUUUUGUGUGGUGUGCGAGAGGUGAUAACAACCACGUGCUAUACCUUGCCCUGCAGCUAUCUAUGUACUCGAUAUAUGUGACGAUUUAUUGUUGAGAUUUUUGGUAUGAACGAGUUGUAUAAGAAAUUCCGUUAUAAAUACAAAUUACAUAACAUCUCUUCAUCAAAUGUAACAACUGAAAUCGCAGAUACAAUCGAUGCCGGUGCGUGAACCUGGGACAUAUUACCCACCUCUCUCAGAACUGGUCACCUCUACAUAUCUAGGAACUCCUACAACUACCCGAGUUGGCAUACAUGUCAACCCCAUCGGAUGCCCACCUGUAUAACCUUCUGGAAAAAUCCAUAAAAUCCAUAAGAAAAAUGGGUCAUCUGCAUCGGACUCUGUGUAAAAGACGGAGCAAAACAGUCGCCAUUAAAUAAUAACAGUAUCCUGUAAAUAACCAAAAUUUUGUCCAGUAUAAUAAAAACAAGGUUAUAUGUUAUCAUAA
This is a messenger RNA of Priapulus caudatus, 3300 nucleotides long. Its product is annotated as TBC1 domain family member 22B-like. Gene Ontology annotation, molecular function: GTPase activator activity. NCBI's taxonomy places the organism in Eukaryota, Metazoa, Priapulida, Priapulimorpha, Priapulimorphida, Priapulidae. Bases 114 to 1745 code for a protein of 543 amino acids. Gene Ontology annotation, biological process: activation of GTPase activity. The transcript is spliced from 13 exons. The record is from RefSeq and is a predicted model, not a curated record.